GUACAGUACAGAGAGCGUAGAGCGCGAGCGGCAGUUGAGCGGCAGUGACAAUGCAGUCGGCGCAUCGCAUCCAUCCAGCCAAUCAGCGCGCGCCAGUCAUCGAAGCACCCUCCGAGCGUGUUCUCCAGUUUCCCUUCCUUUUGCUUCGUUUCCAUUUUUUUUCCCAAGUGAACUUCAAACCCUCCUUGCCAACCUCAACCUCCGCACCCUCCUAUGAACGCAGGUCAACGCACUCCCCUCCAACCCGCCCUCGGCUGCUUACACCCAACCUGCCUCCGACCCUAGUGAGCAGAGGGAACACGGCAACGUGUCGAUUGGGGAGAAGUUGAAGAUGGAGGUGGACAAAUCGGGGCGGAGGAGGAAAGAAAGGGGUAAAGACGACCGUCUCCGAGGCCGGGGCCGGGAUGCGAUGCGGAGCCCUUCUGUAUCGCUCUCACGAUCAAGGUCGCGAUCCGAGUCUAGGUCUCGCAAACGCAAUCGCGCGCCGUCUCGCUCGCCGGGGCGAGCACCUCUACCUCCCCGGGAUACGAGCAGUGCUCCAGCUCCGCCUCGACCAAUGCAGCCGCCUUUGCCCAGAGAGAGCUUCCGAGACGACCCGCCCUCUUGGCGAGACUCGAAUCGGGAACGUGGUAUGAUGACAACAUAUCCGUCUGAAAGUGCACACCGCACUUCAUACCCACAGCGGGAGAGAACACAGGAGAGGGGGAGGCAGAGGGAGCGGGGGAGGGAGGAGUGGGCGGCGGUGAAUGCCGGGCGCUGGCAGCUAGGGCGCAAACACGUUCGGGAUAACGCAGCGGCAAACCCGUGCCGCAAUCUUUGGCGCUUGGCGGGGAGGGAUGUGGGCUUGGAUGGUAGUGCGGCGGCCGUGGAGCUGUUGGGUUGGGCCGCCCAAAACAGGUGGAUAAGGUGCAAAACGCGAGGGAACCCUCACUGCGAGAACAAUGAGUGCAUUGUAUGUUGCCACAAUCGUGGCCUGCGCUGCCCACAUCAGGUCCUGGACGAAAUCAAACGGAAGAGGCGCCGCAGAUGAAAGUGUUUCCGGAGACGCUGCCUCAUGCCUACAGGUUGGAGCAAUAUCGCAACAGUAGCUACCAUACGGGAUUGGGGAGCUGAUCAGAUUCAUAUCGACGAAUCCCACAAAAGACAUAGGCACUGCUAGGUACCUUUCAUUGUUUCCUCCCUGAUACUCUGACCGCAACGCCCAUCUCACAAUGAU
Molecule: messenger RNA, 1216 nt
Organism: Fimicolochytrium jonesii
Lineage: Eukaryota; Fungi; Chytridiomycota; Chytridiomycetes; Spizellomycetales; Powellomycetaceae
Exons: 1
Coding region: 332-1030 (232 amino acids)
Source: RefSeq, a predicted model, not a curated record